This is a messenger RNA of Helianthus annuus (common sunflower), 399 nucleotides long. Its product is annotated as RING-H2 finger protein ATL58-like. The coding region runs from base 1 to 399 and encodes 132 amino acids. Gene Ontology annotation, molecular function: ubiquitin protein ligase activity. The record is from RefSeq and is a predicted model, not a curated record. NCBI's taxonomy places the organism in Eukaryota, Viridiplantae, Streptophyta, Magnoliopsida, Asterales, Asteraceae. Gene Ontology annotation, biological process: protein ubiquitination. The transcript has a single exon.
AUGUCCUUCAUAAUCAUCUUCAACAUCUGCAUUACACUCUUACUAAUUCUUCGCAUCAAGAAUGAGUUACUCACUCUCCUUAAACAUUCCAUCUCAUACUUGUUUCGAUACGGUGGAGUUGAUUCGGAUCUCCACGAAGAACAUGUAUGUUUGGUUGAUCUUCCGAUUAUUCGGUUCCAAGAUUUGCAAAACAUCAGGCAGAGAUAUGUAGACCGGAUGUGUUUCAUAUGUUUAAAUGAUUACAAUAGUGAUGAUGUGGUUAGUCAGCUUAGCAGGUGUGGUCAUGUCUUCCACUCUGAUUGUGUUGGUAAACUGCUUCAUGAGAAGGAGACUUCGUGUCCGUUUUGCCGGAUUCCGGUGUUCUCCGGGCUUUCGCUGGUGCCGUCGAAGAGUUUUUGA